Molecule: messenger RNA, 684 nt
Organism: Pundamilia nyererei
Lineage: Eukaryota; Metazoa; Chordata; Actinopteri; Cichliformes; Cichlidae
Gene: selenoh
Product: selenoprotein H
Exons: 5
Cellular component (GO): Golgi apparatus
Source: RefSeq, a predicted model, not a curated record
AUGCGCGCGCCAAAGUUUUGUAACAGCAAUGGCGUCCAAAGCAGGUCGUGGUGGGAAGAAGCGCAAAGCAGAAGUUCAAGCAGAGGAGGAGAAACCCUCAGUGGAGGAAAAGAAGGGCAGAGGAGAGGAUGAAAGCAGCCAGGAAGGCCUCAGGGUGGUCAUUGAACACUGUAAAAGCUGACGAGUGUACGGGCGUAAUGCUGAGGAGGUGAAAUCCGCCCUCCUGGCUGCCCACCCUGAACUGACUGUGGUCCUCAACCCUGGGAAACCUCGCAGGAACAGCUUCGAGAUCACUCUGCUGGACGGAGGCAAAGAAACAUCUCUGUGGACUGGAAUAAAGAAAGGCCCACCUCGUAAGCUGAAGUUUCCACAGCCUGAUGUGGUAGUUUCUGCUCUGCAAGAGGUUCUGAAGGCUUAGACACCAAGUGAAGCCCAACAUUCAGGAGAUGCAGCCAGUGGAAGCAAAAAUGAUGAGAAGUGACCAAGGAGAUGUUCUCAGUCCCUCCUCUGAUGAGCCAUGCUCUAACUGCUGCCAUCUUCUGGGUGCAUGGUGACACCUAGUGGAGCUUAGUCGAGCCAAAGCAUUUCUCUGGCACAUUACUGCUGUUUACUGUUGUGUUUCACAAACGUUCAGUUGUUGUUUUAUGUCUGUUUUGUUUUUGGGGUUUUUUGAUAAAUAAAAUC